This is a messenger RNA of Sinocyclocheilus grahami, 1129 nucleotides long. RefSeq names its product ras-related protein Rab-27B-like. NCBI's taxonomy places the organism in Eukaryota, Metazoa, Chordata, Actinopteri, Cypriniformes, Cyprinidae. The coding region runs from base 256 to 927 and encodes 223 amino acids. Gene Ontology annotation, molecular function: GTP binding; GTPase activity. The transcript has 6 exons. The record is from RefSeq and is a predicted model, not a curated record.
GACCCGGAUCAGAACGCGCCGCCGCGGGGCUGGGAACUGAUCGGCUGCCACAGAUCCACACGAGCCUCACACACACUCAUCAGUACACUUCAGGAGGUGUGCUUUAGUGUCUGAGCGUCUCGUUGAGCAGAUUCCCGUUCGGAUGAGGCGCGGUUCGAGCGGAGUAAGCGGCGGCGGGCUUUGAUGAGGAUGAGGAUGAGGAUGAGGAUGAAGAACGCGAAACACCUGUGAUCACGUUCAGCGUCAGCCACUGAGAUGUUCAGCUCCGCCAGCACUAUGACCGAUGGAGAUUACGACUACCUGAUCAAACUCCUGGCUCUCGGGGACUCCGGAGUGGGCAAGACCACCUUCCUCUACCGCUACACCGACAACAAGUUCAACCCCAAAUUCAUCACCACCGUGGGCAUCGAUUUCAGGGAAAAGAGAGUGGUUUAUACGACAAACAGCCCCAAUGGAACGACAGGAAAGACAUUUAAGGUUCACCUGCAGCUCUGGGACACGGCGGGACAGGAGAGGUUCAGGAGUUUGACCACGGCCUUCUUCAGGGAUGCGAUGGGUUUCUUGCUCAUGUUCGAUCUGACGAGCCAGCAGAGCUUCCUCAACGUCAGGAACUGGAUGAGUCAGCUCCAGGCGAACGCGUAUUGUGAGAAUCCAGAUAUUGUUCUCGUGGGUAAUAAAGCCGAUCUGAACGACCAGAGAGAAGUUCAGGAGAAACAAGCGAAAGAACUAGCGGACAAAUACGGAAUUCCCUACUUCGAGACGAGUGCGGCGACCGGCGCGGAGGUGGAUAAAGCCGUGGUGACGCUGCUGGAUCUGGUGAUGAAGCGGAUGGAGCAGUGUGUGGAUAAACCGGCGGCGGAGCACGACACGGAUGGCUCCAGCAAACUGGACGCCGCGGCGGGAAACCAGAAGAAGUGUGCCUGUUAAAGCAGACCUACUGUAUUACUGAUAUGUGUGGACAUUGUGUUUUCCCUCGGAGAGUUUGUGAGAGCUGUCGUACUGCCUCGUGAUCUUUAAUAACCCCGUCCAAAUUUAGCCCAGAUUAUUACCGUCUGCAAAUGUGUCUGAAAUAUUCCAUCUUAGGUCAGAAACUCACACUAAAACCCUGAUGUGGCCAUAAUCUCGAUCU